UCUAGGGAGCAUGGAAACGUUUGGGAGUGGUCCGAAGUGGGUAGCGUACACCACGGUAAAGGGGGAUUAGCUAGCUUUAGCGAGCUAGCCGGCAGCAUAACUUUGGGAUUAGGAAGCCGAAACCUUUGUUUUAUUCCGGUUUAAGGAGAAAAGAAGGUGGUCCAUGGAGGAGUCAGGAGAUAUUACUGUGACUGUCAAGACUCUGGACUCUCAGAGCAGGACCUAUACAGUCCGAGGAGAGUGGACGGUGCAGGAGUUUAAGGAGCACAUCGCCUCCUCAGUUGAGAUCCCGGUGGAUAAACAGAGGCUGAUCUACCAGGGCCGUGUGCUGCAGGAUGACCGGACGUUAACGGAAUACAACGUCGAUGGGAAAGUCAUUCAUCUCGUCGAGCGGGCUCCUCCCCAAACAACGCAGCCCGGAGGUGGAGGAGAUGCUGCAUCCAGCUCCUCAGGAGGAGGCGGCGGAGGAGAAGGAUCAUCGGGCUCGAAUCACACCUCUACUUCCACCUCCCAAGGAGCUCCGCACGACCGCAACGGGAACAGCUACGUCAUGCUGGGCACCUUCAACCUCCCAAUGAACAUCCUGGACCCCCAGCAGAUUCAGAUGUCUGUGCAGCAGAUGAUGGCCGGCGUUGGGGACGGAGGGCGGAAUGCCAGAGUCAACACAAGCACUGGGAGCAACGGAUCUGUUGACGUGCACAUCAACUUGGACCAGUCAGCUCAAAGCGAGCCGAGGAUACGGCUCCAGUUGGCGGAAAACUUGCUGCGAGAGACCCAAUCCUUGAUUCAUAGACUGGAGGGGCCAGCGAGUGAAGCCUCCGCGCAACAGGGGGCUUCAGAUUCCUUCUCUUCAUCGGCGCAACCGAUGGACACUUCCCAACCUCCUCGUCCAGCUUCUUCUUCCUCUUCAUCUUCCACCACCUCGACGCAAACAGAAGGGCCACCUCAUUCCGGACCAAAUCACCCAAGUCCAUUAGAGCUGAUGGAGGUGCUCUCCGAAGUGCGGAGGGUUGAGGAAAGGCUCCGCCCCUUCAUGGAGAGAACUCAUACCAUCCUGGGAGCGGCCCAAUCUGCUGAUUACAACAACAAUACGCAAGAGCGGGACGAAGACCAGCGCACCCUCAACGUAGUCGGCGAGUCCCUACGGCUUCUAGGCAACACCCUGGUGGCUUUGAGCGAUCUUCGGUGCAACCUGGCCGCACAGCCUCCCCGCCACCUACACGUGGUCCGGACCAUAACCCACUACACGUCACCCGUUCUGCUGCAGAGUGGUCUGCCCCAUAUCCCAAUACCAAUGAACAUCGGAACCACGGUUGCAAUGAGCUCUAACCCCAGACAGCCAGGUGAAGGUCAGCCUCAAUCAUCUCAUCCAUCUGGCCAACCGGAAGAACAAGCGCCAUCCUCUCAACCCAACGGAGCCAAUCAGACGCCCGGUCCAGGGACGCCACGCGUGAUCAGAAUCACCCACCAGACCAUGGAACCUGUGGUGAUGAUGCAGAUGAACCUGGACGAUUCAGGCAGUGGAGCUCAGGCCCCAGGCCAACAGAAUUCCAACGCUGCAGGACAGACUGGAUCCGCCCCACCCAUGCACAUCCCUGGCUUACCUCCUGAGUUCAUGCAGGCCAUCGUGCACCAGAUCUCGCAGCAGGCCGCUGCAAUAGCCACCGCAGCCUCAGCCGGCCAUCAGGCAGGAGCUCCUGCGCCAAACGUCCCAAAUGGAGAAGCCCCGGCUGUUCCUCCACCUCCACAAGCCAGAGUCGUUAUCACUCGGCCCACUUUUACUCCGCACAUUGCUCAGUCUGCUGGCACCAGGGCAGCUACGAUUAACCUGCGUGCCUCGGGGCCACCCCAUGCCAGCCAACAGCCCGCUCAGGGCUCUAUGGGUAAUUCUCCUCUCACUCAGAUGGUGAGCGGUUUGGUCGGCCAGCUGCUAAUGCCGAUGCACACAGGUGUUGAAAGCUCUCCAUCCCAAUCGUUCUCCUUCUCUACCUCUUCCUCCUCUUCCUCUACUGCCCCUUCCACAUCAGCCAAUGCGUCUACACAUACUUCUUCUAACACUACCAGCACAGCUCCCAUGGGCCAGUCACAGAACGAGGGUCUGGAGGGGAACCUGUCCCACCUGCUCGGCUCUCUUUUGGGUGGAGCUGCUGGAGUAGGUGGAAGUGUCUCUGGAGGUUCUCCUUCCAUAACUGUGACGAUGCCUGGGAUGCCUUCCUUCAUCCAGGGCAUGUCUGAGUUUAUCCAGUCCAAUCAGCCUGUGUUUCCUCCUCCCCCGAGCCAGCAGCCUCCGCCCGCUUCUCCUGCUCCAUCUGCUCCAUCAGCGACUUCUCCAAACCCUCCUCAUCCUCCCAGCGGAGGAGGAGACACCCUGAGCCCAGAGCUGUUCACAGGCAUCGUGCAGGGCGUCCUGUCCACCAUGAUGGGCUCUCUGGGGGCCGGACAGGGGAACAGCGAGAGCAUCGCCCAGUUCAUUCAGAGGCUUUCUCAAACCAGCAAUCUCUUCACUCCUGGAGCUGGAGAUGCCGUGGGGUUCUUUGGCGACUUGCUGUCUCUUGUGUGCCAGAGUUUCUCUAUGGUGGACAUGGUGGUUCUGCUGCACGGCAACCCGCAGCCCCUAAGUCGGAUUCAGCCCGAACUCACUAAUUUCUUCAAUGAGCACUAUCUCAACGGACGAGAGCCUACCGAUGCCAAUAUCUCUUCCGCCGCUGAAGAUCUCAUCAACGGACUGGAGGAGUACAUCGCCGAGAGUUUUUCCGCAGUCACAGUGCGAGAAGGAGUGGACAUCAUCCAGACCAACACGUCGUUCCUCAGACAGCAGUUCACCCGCAUGGCAACGCACAUACUCCGGUGUACAGAUGACACGUUUGGUCCUCGCUUGCUGUUUCUCUGCACUCAGGGUCUGUUCGAGUGUCUGGCUCUUAACCUGUACUGUUUACGAGGAGAGCAGAGGGCGCUAACGUCGGUCAUCAACCAUCGAAUCAGACGGAUGUCUGCUGAAGUAAAUCCCAGUCUAGUAAACUGGUUGACCAGCAUGAUGUCCAUGAGACUGCAUGUGAUCCUGGACCAUAAUCCGGUCACAGAGGACCAAAUUCAGCAAUACGUUCUCAACACACAGCCUGAGUCUGAUGUCAGAGUGGAGUUGAAUACGGAGGCCGUCCAGCAGACCGGGAUCCAGAACGUGGAGAUGUCUCCAGCACCCGCAACCACUGCUGAAGAGGCCAUGGCACCUUCAGGAGCGAGAACAAACUUCAGGCAGCCUGCUCCAGAUCUCACUCCCAGUCGCAGGCCGUCCACAGGGAACGCACGCGGACCUGCCGGAAUGGCGGCUAAUGAGAAGGAGGAGUCAGGGAUGGAGGCAGAGCCCUGGGCAGCAGCUGUACCACCUGAGUGGGUGCCCAUCAUUAGGCAUGACAUGCUGUCUCAAAGGAAAAUAAAAGCUCAGCCUCCCCUUUCUGACGCUUAUCUUCAAGGAAUGCCAGCCAAGAGAAGAAAGACUGCUCAGGGCGAGGGCCCUCACCUUUCUCUCUCGGAGGCCGUGAGCGUCGCUGCCCGAGCAGUAGGAGCCCGGCCAGUCACUUCUCCAGACAACCUGCAGGGGGAGCUGGACACACCAGAGAUGCAGGACGCUUACAAACAACAGGUGGAACAAACUAUCAAGACUGACCUAAAGAAUAGAGUCGAGGAAGAUCCCGACUACAAUUCUCAGCGUUUCCCGAACACAUGCAAAGCGUUCUCUGAAGACUCGUCGUUCCAUUUUUCGGAUGAAUGAGUCGGAAGGCGCUCUACAGUCAGGCAAUAGAGGAGCUGGAUUCUUCUGUGCAGGGGACUCACGCUUGUACUCUUCACUCAGCAGCAACUGAUGGCUAGUCCUUGUUACAUUUCCCGUCUCCACGGUGUCUCGAGAUCACAAUCUUUUUUUUCGUCCAAUUUCACGGCAACCAACGCUUUAAAUUACAUCAGUCGCAUCUGGAGGAUCUGUCGCACCUGCGAUGAAAGUACGUUGCCACACGAGGCGCCAACGAGGCAGACGGUUUAGUGUAAUACUCAAGUCAUAGUAAAGCCCAUCAGGAUUUCUUUGUAAUGUAAAUGUUAUGAAUGAUGUCGUAUUGCGUUUUAAUUUGAGUAGUUGCGUUAAAUGAUAUACACCAUGUAUAUACACGAAGUACAAAAAAAAUAAGUCUACUUGUGAUGUUCUGUAUACACACACAUUAGGUUGUUUCUAGACCCGUUCACCCAGACGAGUAUUAGUUAUGUAAUGAGCUUUCCCCCCCCUCUGUAUUUGUGCUGUCUCUGGCUAAUCAACAUCCUCAAUUUACUGAUCGUGAAGGUGAUCGUCCUACGGCGAAACAACCCGCAAAACCUAGUGUCGACCCACUUGUGAAGCGAAUCAGUGUUCCAAAGUCAUGUAAUAAAAUCCAAAAGAGGUGUUAAA
Silurus meridionalis is the source of this 4432-nucleotide messenger RNA. RefSeq names its product BCL2 associated athanogene 6, like (gene bag6l). The coding region runs from base 164 to 3769 and encodes 1201 amino acids. Gene Ontology annotation, molecular function: polyubiquitin modification-dependent protein binding; misfolded protein binding. The transcript has 25 exons. The record is from RefSeq and is a predicted model, not a curated record. Gene Ontology annotation, cellular component: BAT3 complex. Lineage: Eukaryota; Metazoa; Chordata; Actinopteri; Siluriformes; Siluridae.